Ogataea parapolymorpha DL-1 is the source of this 1044-nucleotide messenger RNA. RefSeq lists its product as uncharacterized. NCBI's taxonomy places the organism in Eukaryota, Fungi, Ascomycota, Pichiomycetes, Pichiales, Pichiaceae. The coding region runs from base 1 to 1044 and encodes 347 amino acids. The record is from RefSeq and is a predicted model, not a curated record. The transcript has a single exon.
AUGAAGAGAAUGUGUCACGGUUUGCCUAGUUUUGUUCAGAGGCGAGGUAUCGUGUCAAGUGUGCCACCCUUACAUCUGAUUCAAACGAAAAAACGCAUCACCGACCAAGUUUUGCUUGAAAAACCGUACAGUGGGGUUCGUUUGAAAGCCGUUGUCUUGUUCCGUCUGGCCAAAAAUUACCUCAAAUUCUUCAAGGAAGGAAUGGGGAGUGUCUGGACAAACUACAAAGAUCUGAGAUCCGAAGUUUAUAGCCGAAACUUGUUCUUGGUCGUCAAUGGGUUGGCUGCCAACGAUCUGGCAACGGGGGAUGCCAAAGAUCAGAAAUUGUACGUGAGGAACUCCACGGUUCCACAGAUGGUGGACGAACUAGCCACUACUGUUUCGUGUUUCGAAAACUCAGGAUCACUCGAUCUGAGCCGCGAACAGAUCAAACUAUCCCGGGCCCAAUUCCAGACGAUGUUGCGAACAAGAGGUGAUAUUUUGAAGCUACCGCUCUUUGCGGUUUUGUUCGCUCUUUUAGAGGAGUUUUCGCUUCCAUUAUAUUACAUCUUUCCCAGUUUGAUGCCGUUUACAUGCGUGUUUCCAGCCUUUAUGAAAUCGUAUUAUGGUAAAAGCAUUAAGGCACAAAGAAAGCUAAAAGAAUUGCGCAAAGGGCGCGGGUUUGAUGAGAUUGCUGUGCAAAAUCCAUUCACAAUGACAGAAGAGGAGCUACGCUCCGUUUGUGAUUUGAUCAAGGUUGGGACUCCGUUUUCCAACGUCGGCCGUCUGAGGGUACAAUUAUUACAAAAAUACAAGGAGCUAAUAGUGGAUACACAUUUACUCCUGCGCGAUGGGGGAGUUGACAAGCUGGAUAGACUGGAACUUUUUUUUACCUGUUUAGACCGCGGUCUGGUGGAUUGGGAGCAAAUUCUGUCCCAACUGGAAGACCACGAAAAAACACUAUAUGAAUCAUUAGACGAGGCCUCAAUGCGCGAAAGACUGCGUGUUCACUUAGAGCGCUUUGGUAAGCGCGGCUACAACGUGGGUAUUGUUGGGCUUGUCUGA